This is a messenger RNA of Triticum dicoccoides, 1290 nucleotides long. RefSeq lists its product as uncharacterized. The transcript has a single exon. The record is from RefSeq and is a predicted model, not a curated record. Bases 103 to 900 code for a protein of 265 amino acids. NCBI's taxonomy places the organism in Eukaryota, Viridiplantae, Streptophyta, Magnoliopsida, Poales, Poaceae.
ACGCUCUCCUCCUCCUCCAGCAGAGAAACCCAGAGCCAGAGCAGAGCCAAACCCCCAAGAAACCAGUGCCCCGCCACGUGCUCUCCCGAAGUAGCGUCGCGCAUGUCCGCCAUGGCCGCCACCGGAGCAGCGCUGCGGCUUCGCCUCCUGUUCCGGAUGCUAAGGGUGGGGGAGCUCAUCGCCGUCGCGGCGCUCUUGUCGUGGUCCUCCUCCCGCGCGCCGUCCGUGGCCGCCGCCGCGAUGCGCGUCGCGGGCUCGCUCCUCUUCAGCCCCCGCUUCGUGUUCGUCCUCGGCAACGCCAUCGUGCUCCUCCUCCUCGCGCUCUCCAGGCGCGAGCGCGUGGAGCCGUCCCCGGCCUCCUCCGCCGCGGCCUCCUCUGCCGGCGCCGGUGUGGAGCAGGGCCAGACCCCUGCCGCCAGCUUCGCUUCGUUCGCCGUACAAACGACGCCGACGCCGACGCCGAUGCCGACGCAGGCAAGUGAAGCGCCCGUGGUGGUGAUGCCGGCCAUGGCGAUGGCGAUGGCGACGGUACCGGAGGAGGAGGAGGAGGUGGUGAAGCCGGUGGUGUCGGUGACGACGCGCGCCGCGGCUGCCGUGAGCAAGGCCCGCGCGCCGAGGCGGACCCGGUCGGAGAAGAUGGGCCGGCGCGGCGAGCUGUCCAGGCGGUCGGCGUCGCCGGAGCCGCUGCCGCUGAUGCGGCGCUCGGAGUCUGACAACGGGCGCAGGCGGCGGUCGUCGGUGACGGCGCGGGACGUGGCGGAGGUGGGCGUGGCGCGCGGGUGGGCCGGCACGGACGACGCGGAGGAGUUCCGGCGCACCGUGGAGGCGUUCAUCGCGAAGCAGACGCGGUUCCGGCGCGAGGAGGAGUCCAUGGCCGGCACGCUUGUCCUGGUCGAAUAAGUUUCGUCGUCGGUGAUGGUCCGGGGUUGAUGGGGACCUGGUCGGAGACACUGUCAGUCACUAUGUGCAAAGUACAUAAGGAGGAGGAAGAAGAAGCUCUCGUCUCGUCGCUUCACUGGUCAGUAGCUAGGAGAGUUCGGUCAUGGCCAUGGGCACGCCUUGUUUUGUGGCGAGGCACGCACGGGCAUGGCAGAGUGGGUGCGCAUGGGACGGGAGCGACGUGGUUGUACCGUGGCCGUCGGAUCGCGGAUCGCUCGUGGUGCUGGAUUUACUUACUGUAGCGGAGGAAACCAUGAGUCUCAAGAUGUCUUUCUCUUGUGCAUCGCCGGUUCAAAAAACUUGAAAUAAAACGUACUCCCUCUAUAAAGUAAUGUAAGAUCUUUUACAUCA